Molecule: messenger RNA, 1935 nt
Organism: Acaulospora morrowiae
Lineage: Eukaryota; Fungi; Glomeromycota; Glomeromycetes; Diversisporales; Acaulosporaceae
Source: the annotation of a GenBank genome assembly
AUGUCAGCCCAUUCUUAUCAUAUUCCCGUGAAUAAAAUCGUCUCUCAAACACGAAAGACAGAGCCAGUAACGACCAUAGUCUCAACCUCACCUCCAAACGUCGCGGCUAAAACAAUACACCCAUUACCAUCAACAACAAUAGCGCACCUUGAAAAUAUUUUUGAAGCGGUCAAGAAACAGGUUGCUAUCUGGGGGGAACACGCGAGAUGGAAAAUCGAUCUGGUCUUAUUGCCAGACGAAGAAUCCGAGACGCAGAAUCAAAUAGUUGGAGGUCCUGCACCUAUAAAUCCAGCGAGUCCAAGCUUAGGUCUUCAUUCACCCAUCAGUGAAAAUACACCAUCGUCAUCAAAUGCAGCUCAAGAUUCAAAGAACCAAAUCCAAGUAACGAAUCCAAUAGAGACAGAUGUUUUUAGAGAAAAUGAUAUUCAACCAUUUUCCAUGUUAGAAGAGGAUGGAAUAGAGAAACUUGAUCUUGAAAGUGCGAAACGCAUGAUACGAGAAGCUAUGCAUUACAUUCGCGAAUUUGAAACGAUGUUAGAUAAUUCUACUCGGGAAUACGCGGAAAAGAUAAAGGAUGCAAAUAAUAAACUAAAAAAAGCCAACGAUCAUAUUGAAGGAAUGACAAAGUAUCAUAUAAUGAGGGAAAAGGAGAAGAGCAGUAAGCACACCAUAGAAAUACAAUUGUUACAAGAAGACCUUAAAAUACUCAGCCGAAAACUUAAAGAGGCAAAUGCACAAUUGGCGGAAUCUCGGGCCAAGCAGACAAGUUUACAGCAGGAGCAGGAUAUUCGUAAAGAGCGUUCAGGACAAAAGGAGAGAAGAAGUUCACGGAAAAAAAUCACGCAACCGCAUAGUCCAUCAAAACAAGAAAGGGUAGGCCAGAUAGUUGAAUAUGUUCCUCAACAGCAAACGAACGGAUAUGUAACAUACAAUUUUCCUUACAACAAGAAAUCUGCAAAGUCAUUUCAGAUGACACACCUAUCAUCACCCGAACAAUAUAAGCUGUCACCAUCAUCAUCGUCCACAGUACAUAACAGGAUAAAUUAUCCUUCGAUGUAUUCUAUGCCACCAAUCUCUGGUCAUCCUAUGUUUGCCGCACCUCCAAUUCAACCAGUUCAAAAUGGUUCUAUAUACAAUAAUCGAGUUUUAUAUCCUACCUAUACUUUCCCACAAUCAAUUGGAAGUCAACCGACAUAUCCAAUGCAAUUAAACGACCCUGUACCAAAUCAAUCCACUGAGCUUUCAUUUUCUUCGAUGCAAAUGAACACACAAACAGUGUCAUUCCCGUAUUCGUCAAUGCGAGUAACAGACCAUACAGAUCACUCAGGAUUGGACAACCUCUCGUUGGCUGCUGAAUUGAUCUUGUCUUCGGCUGUUUCAGAGAUUUCGUCGAAGACGCACAAUAAUGAACAGAAUGCUGCCUCCAACGUUGCACACGGAAGAUCGGAAACUCGUGAAGAAAAAAGUGAGGCUAGCAAAUAUGCAAGCACCAGUUCUCAUAAUUUACACGAGGAUCAAAAUUCGAACGCUAAGGCUGAUGCUUCGAUAAAUGGCCGCCGAAGUAAGGCCAGCAUGCACGAGAAUGAUGAUUCGUUGAAGAGAUUCCUGUAUACAUCCGAAUCAAUAACGCUACGUAAUAAUAAUGGAAGACAAGCAUAUCAGACUGUUUCUCACGAACUAGAUGGACAAUCAACGUCGACUCCUGUGUCAGGAACACAUGAGGAUGAACGACAAUUAAAUUGUUUUAGGAACGAAGACGAAAGUGAUUUGAUGGAAACCGAUGAAAAUGUUCAAGAGGAAGAGGGUGAUGAUGGAGGGAAUAACGUAGAUGUUUCAUCCAAUUCCACCUUUGACAACGAGUCUGAUGAUACACCAAGUCCAUCACCGAAGACGCGGUCGAUAUCUCCCAACCGGGUUCCCCCUGUUCGCAUAUGA